Molecule: messenger RNA, 3469 nt
Organism: Electrophorus electricus (electric eel)
Lineage: Eukaryota; Metazoa; Chordata; Actinopteri; Gymnotiformes; Gymnotidae
Gene: rgs6
Product: regulator of G protein signaling 6
Biological process (GO): regulation of G protein-coupled receptor signaling pathway; positive regulation of GTPase activity; G protein-coupled receptor signaling pathway
Cellular component (GO): cytoplasm; neuron projection
Molecular function (GO): GTPase activator activity
Source: RefSeq, a predicted model, not a curated record
GCUGCACCUAACCGCUCCACUCCGCUCCGUGACCACCCGCAGCCAGAUCCAUCCAGAGAGGGAGAGAGCGGGAGAAGAAGAAGACUGCCGCAGCUGUUCUCCCGUCCCGUGGUCGGCUCCUCGGCGGAACCUCUCCGUCCAUUUCUCCUGCCCCCUUCUGCACCUGCUCUCUCUCUCUUCUCCAGUUAGACCAUGAACCUGCUCUUAUCUGGUUGCUAAGGAGGCGAAAUCGAGCUUGGAGGCACGGACGUGGCAGUACUUUGUUGCUAAGUCUUUGCGCUCCGGUCAGAGAGGUGCGGAGACGGGCGAGCAUGGCGCAGACCUCGCAUGAGCAGGGGUCGGCGGGGACUGCAGAUCCGGACGAAGACUCUCCCAACAUGAUCGUCUACAGGAAGAUUGAAGAUAUUAUCACCCGGCUCCAGGAUGAGUCCGAGGGAGUUCCCAUUCGAACAGUCAAGAGUUUCAUGUCCAAGAUUCCCAGUGUGGUCACAGGGACAGACAUCGUUCAGUGGCUGAUGAAAAAUCUCUCCAUUGAUGAUCCAGUGGAGGCCUUACACAUCGGGGGCCUGAUAGCUGCUCAGGGCUACAUCUUCCCCAUCUCUGACCAUGUGCUCACUCUGAAGGAUGAUGGGACAUUCUACCGCUUUCAGGCUCCAUACUUCUGGCCGUCUAAUUGCUGGGAGCCCGAAAACACAGACUAUGCCAUCUAUCUGUGCAAGCGGACCAUGCAGAACAAGACCCGGCUGGAGCUGGCUGACUAUGAGGCGGAGAACCUCGCGAGGUUGCAGCGAGCCUUUGCUAGGAAAUGGGAGUUCAUCUUCAUGCAGGCUGAGGCACAGGUCAAGAUUGACAGGAAAAAAGACAAGACAGAGAGAAAGAUCCUCGACAGCCAGGAGCGUGCCUUCUGGGAUGUCCACCGACCAGUGCCAGGCUGUGUCAACACCACAGAAAUGGACAUCAGGAAGUGUCGGCGCAUGAAAAAUCCCCAAAGGGUCAAGAAGUCAGUGUAUGGGCUGGCAGAAGACACACAGACACAAAGUCCUGUACACACACACUUGCAACACAGCAGGAAGGACACUAAAGAGGAUGUAGAGAAGGAGAUUUUUUUCUUGAACACUCAGCUGGAUAGACACUGCAUGAAAAUGUCCAAAGUAGCUGACACCCUGAUGAGCUACACAGAGCAGUAUCUGGAAUAUGACCCUUUUGUGUGUACGUCGGAGCCCUCGAACCCCUGGAUCAGUGAUGACUGCACUUUCUGGGAGCUGGAGGCCAGUAAAGACCCCAGCCAGCAGCGGGUCCGGAAAUGGGGAUUUUCACUGGAUGAGGCUCUGAAAGACCCAGUGGGACGGGACCAGUUCCUCAAGUUUCUGGAGUCGGAGUUUAGCUCCGAGAACCUGCGAUUCUGGUUGGCAGUGCAGGAUUUGAAGAGACGCCCCCUGCAGGAUGUGGCUGCCCGUGCUCAGGGCAUCUGGCAGGAGUUUCUAGCCGAAGGUGCGCCAAGCUCGAUCAAUCUGGACUCCCAGAGCUAUGAGCGCACCAGUCACAACCUUAAAGACCCUGGCCGCUACAGCUUUGAGGAUGCCCAGGACCACAUCUACAAACUGAUGAAGAGUGACAGCUACACCCGCUUCCUGCGCUCCAACGCUUACCAGGACCUCCUGCUGGCCAGAAAGAAGCCUGAGACUGAACAAGGCCGGCGCACGUCCCUGGAGAAAUUCACUCGCAGUGUGGGCAAGUCGCUGACGGGGAAGCGUCUGACUGGCCUCAUGCAGUCCUCCUGACGAGGCCCGGGCCUCGGGUGAGCCCAGCCGAGCCCAGACCAGCCGUACUCUGCUGGGGAUGAAGUAGCUUGACUGCGGUCUACUCGGCAGACGCAAGGACCUACUGCCGCCCAUCCCAAACGCGCAGCUACGGACUCUAGACGGCAUGCAAUAAGUCCACAAAUUCCAUAGAAACAGGGACGGCGUCAGUAUUUAACCAACUAUAUACAGCUCGUUCAGUUACAUCAAUGGCUGCAGAUAUGAAUGUCCGAUUUAUACCUCCAAGAUCACCAUAUGUUCAUUUGAUACUCUUUACCAGCAGUGGCAGGUGGGUGUGAACGCUCAAAACUGUACACCCCAGGUCAUCCUUUUCUUAAGAGCGUAGACCUAAAGGACAGUGAAUUACUCAGCUGGCGUGGAAGUGGACAAUGACAUGAGCAGCCAGUCAAGUGAGAUGCAUGCAUGUUGGCUUCAGAACAUUCCAGAGAGAGAGAGAGAGAGAGAGAGAGAGAGAGAGAGAGAGAGAGAACUUCUCGUCGCUGUGUAUUCUUGGCAAGGUUUGCACACUGCUUUUGAUACUCCUGCAUCAUGUUUGUGAGUCCUAGGAUUUCAGUGGAUCUUAAUUCAGAUUCCAUCUUGAGUUUCAUUUUUAGAUUUUUAGAUACUCUGAUUUUGAUAAACACGUUAUUCUUUGUAGUUUAUGGACGCCAUUUACAGUAUUUCAGCAGUUUUUGUUAAUCUUUACAAUACCCAGUUAAGCAGAGAUUCUUUCAGAAUGUAUCAUUUAGGUAGGAGAAAUACGAAUUAAUUCGGAUAUUCCUGGGACACGUAAGUUAGACUGAUAAUACUAUAUAUUCGAACAGCACAAUGACUGUGAUUUUUACAAAGCACCCUAGAUAUGAACUAGUAACAAAAAAAAAAAAUCUACCUAACCCUAACAUAUAUCUUCUUAUGUGUCAAACCCAGAAAUAUAGCUGGUCCGUGUUAAGUGUAUUUGUUUAGCUUGCCUGCCCAAACGAAAAUGUAAAUAUAGUGGGAAUGAAAAAGACCUACACACCUCAGAGUAGUGCUGCGGAGCUGGUAAAUCCAUCGUCCACAAUACUAUAUGUCGUCCCUCCAAAGACGGUCUUGAGAGGAGCGGGGGACUCGCCCUGGCGGAGCAGUGCUCUCCGGUCCGGCCGUACCGAAGUACCCCGCAGUGUUGCUUCGCGUCAUCCGCUGGACCGGUUCAUGCUCUCUGUCGCUGCCAACUGUCGGACCCUACAUAUCCUAAAAGGGGUCGCGAAACGCUAUCACUGCCAGAGCUACACGGAGGUCACUGCCCAGCUGAGGGCCUCGUCGGCCGAUAUCAGUUCGCGGAGAGUGCGACGCUGGCCGAAGGGCGCUUUCGCUACGGACUAUUGUUUCCUCCCUCCGAUUCCAGGUAGAAGUGCUUUGUUGACUUACAUUAGAUUGAAGUGGUGUAAACAAUGUAUGUAUGAAUACACACUGCAGCAACUCUGUGUAUAGAGACCGCUGUGUAGACUACUGAGAGUGAUUAUAAUUAGAGGCACAAGUGCUACAACUUGCACAAAACUAUGCAUGGAAUAUUUUUAAAGAAUUUUACAGCUUUUAGUUUUUUCAAAGAUAAAAAUGAGUAUUACUAGAUCAUAAUAAUAAAUAGUAGGACGUGAUGUCCUGGGUCAACCAAUAAACAUUCACUGUCUGUU